UUAUAAUAAAAGGAGGAUAGAACAUAAAUAAAAUAUUGACAAGAAGUAUCAACAAGCUGUGAAAAAUUAGGGAAAAAGCUAUGGUUUUGAAGAGAUAUCAACCCUAUUUGGCAAUGCUCUCUAUACAAUUAUUAUAUGCAGGCAUGGCUUUGUUUUCUAAAGCAUCCAUGUCCAAUGGCAUGAACCCUUACGUGUUUGUGGUUUAUCGACAAGCAUUCGCAACCCUAGCCUUGGCUCCCUUCGCUAUUUUCCUCGAAAGUAACAAGACAGCUUCCCUUUCAUUCACCUUACUAGUGAAGAUAUUCUUUAUAUCCUUAUUUGGGAUUACUUUGAGCCUGGAUCUAUGCUAUGUUUCCCUAGGUUACAUAUCAGCGACGUUUGCAUCUGCAAGCACUAACACAAUCCCUGUUAUUACCUUCAUCUUAGCUUUAUGCUUCAGGAUGGAGAGCAUUUGUUACAAGCAAAGCCAUGGAAUAGCUAAGAUUAUUGGUUCAGUUGUGUGUGUUACUGGGGCUGUAGUUUAUGCUUUUGUGAAUGGACCUCCUUUAUAUCCAGAAAGCCAUAAAGAAGUUCAUUAUCAAACUUCAAUUGGCACCCCCAAAGGGGAAUGGAUUAAAGGUUCUAUCAUCAUGCUCUCAGCCAAUACCAUGUGGUCAUUGUACCUUAUUCUCCAGGGUCCAAUUAUGAAACAAUAUCCAGCAAAAUUAAGGCUUACAACUCUUCAAUGCCUCUUUAGCUGCAUUCAAUCUGCAAUUUGGGCUAUUUCAGUAAAGAGGGACAUUGCUGCAUGGAAAUUAGGUUUCAAUUUCAAUCUUCUCUCUGUGGCUUAUUGUGGUGUGCUGGUCACUGGGCUAUCAUAUUGGCUAAGAGCAUGGGUAAUAGAGAUAAAAGGACCAGUUUUUACAGCUAUGUUUACCCCAAUAGCUUUAAUAUUUACAGCCUUAUUUUCAUCUAUCUUUUGGAAGGAGACUCCUCAUUUGGGAAGUGUUUGUGGAGCAAUAUUGCUAGUGAUGGGACUUUAUGGUGUUUUGUGGGGUAAACAAAAGGAAGCAGAGUGCAAAAAGGCAAGUCAAUGCAAAGGAGAAAUUACCAGCAUAUAACAAAGGGAAUGAAUGGAUAUGCAUUAUUAAGAUAAUAAUUAUUGAAAUUAAAGUUCUCUUUUCUGUUCCUUUUCUCUCUUUAAAUGAGUGGUUGUUUGGUUC
Lycium ferocissimum is the source of this 1202-nucleotide messenger RNA. RefSeq names its product WAT1-related protein At1g43650. The coding region runs from base 81 to 1100 and encodes 339 amino acids. Gene Ontology annotation, cellular component: plasma membrane. The transcript has 7 exons. Gene Ontology annotation, molecular function: transmembrane transporter activity. NCBI's taxonomy places the organism in Eukaryota, Viridiplantae, Streptophyta, Magnoliopsida, Solanales, Solanaceae. The record is from RefSeq and is a predicted model, not a curated record.